This is a messenger RNA of Aspergillus homomorphus CBS 101889, 2405 nucleotides long. Its product is annotated as anion exchange family protein. The record is from RefSeq and is a predicted model, not a curated record. Bases 186 to 2261 code for a protein of 691 amino acids. Gene Ontology annotation, biological process: monoatomic ion homeostasis; borate transport; transmembrane transport. Gene Ontology annotation, molecular function: solute:inorganic anion antiporter activity; borate efflux transmembrane transporter activity. Gene Ontology annotation, cellular component: fungal-type vacuole; plasma membrane. NCBI's taxonomy places the organism in Eukaryota, Fungi, Ascomycota, Eurotiomycetes, Eurotiales, Aspergillaceae. The transcript has 5 exons.
CUCGAAGGCAAUUUUCCAACACUUGCGUAUCAAAGAGCUUUCUUCCUAGAUUUAUAGAGCAUGCCUUGUCAAGCCAAGUAGAGCUUUCGGAGUCCACUGUUAAAACACAGAAGCUCCUGCUGAGGGUCAAGCUUUCUUUUCCUCCACUGCUUUUUCCACCAAAGUGAAACCCCAGCAUAACAACAAUGCAGGGACAAGGCCCCGCCUCCUCCUCAUCCACCACCACCACCGGGACCGGCGGUAACAACGCCCACGCAGAACCAUCGGGCCGAAGCUUCGGAGAAGGAGGAUAUCAAUCCCACUCCCAUCGCAAACCAUGGCAGUCGCAGCCGCAAUCGCAACCCCAUUCCCGCACCCGCCGCAGCUCAUCUCUCCGAUCCGGCGAGCAUCAUCAUCAUCAACAACACCAGCAGUCAUCGGGUAUGAGCGGACGACACGAUCAUCAGGCUGCUUUGUCCUCGACGCCAACGCCAACGUCAGCGGACACGGCCAAAUGGUACCGUGUUCGGUUGUUCCGUGGUAUGGUUAAGGAUGUUAAGCGUCGCGCGCCGUAUUAUUGGAGUGAUUGGACUGAUGCGUGGGAUUAUCGCGUUGUGCCCGCUACUGUUUAUAUGUAUUUUGCUAAUAUCCUCCCUGCAUUGGCGUUCUCGUUGGACAUGUUUGAGAAAACCAAUCAAAGCUAUGGUGUGAACGAGGUGCUGUUAGCCUCCGUGCUGGGGGCGAUCGUGUUUGCGGUCUUCGCGGCGCAGCCGUUGGUUAUUGUUGGGGUUACUGGUCCCAUCACGGUGUUCAAUUAUACCGUCUAUGACAUUAUUGCGUCCAGGGGCACGAACUACCUCGCUUUUAUGUGCUGGAUUGGAAUAUGGUCGCUGAUCAUGCACUGGUUGCUGGCUAUCACCAAUGCCAGUAACGGCUUGACCUACGUUACGCGGUUCUCGUGCGACAUCUUCGGCUUUUAUGUGGCGUUUAUCUAUCUCCAGAAAGGCAUCCAGGUUCUCACGCGGCAAUGGGGCUCGGCGGGUGAGACGUCCGCUUAUCUGAGUAUCAUGGUGGCCUUGUUGGUGCUGAUGAGCGGCUGGAUUUGUGGCGAGCUGGGAAACAGCAAUCUCUUCCAGAGAUUCGUGCGCAAAUUCUUGGAGGACUAUGGUACGCCCUUGACGAUUAUCUUCUUCACGGGCUUUGUGCAUAUCGGCCAUAUGAGGGACGUCGAGGUGGCUACCCUGCCCACCAGUAAGGCGUUCUUUCCCACCGCUGAUCGGGGCUGGUUGGUGCAUUUCUGGGAUAUCAGCGUGGGAGAUGUGUUCCUGGCCAUCCCGUUUGCCAUUCUUCUGACGAUUCUGUUCUAUUUUGACCAUAACGUUUCAUCCCUCAUUGCCCAGGGCACUGAGUUUCCUCUACGCAAACCUGCCGGUUUCCACUGGGACCUUUGGCUGCUUGGACUCACCACCUUCGUCGCCGGGCUGCUGGGGAUCCCUUUCCCCAACGGCCUGAUCCCGCAGGCUCCCUUCCACACCGCGGCUCUAUGCGUGACCCGCGACGUGGCCGACGAAGACGACACGAACAAAGGCAAGGCCAUCCGCAUCACCGACCACGUCGUCGAGCAGCGCGUCAGCAACUUCGUGCAGGGCCUCCUCACCCUCGGCACCAUGUCCGGGCCCCUCCUCAUCGUCGUCCACCUGAUUCCGCAGGGCGUCCUCGCCGGCCUGUUCUUCAUCAUGGGCGUCCAGGCCCUCCAGGGCAACGGCAUCACGCAGAAGCUCAUCUUCCUCGCCCAGGACCGCAACCUCACCCCGGCGUCCAAUCCGCUCAAACGGCUCAAGCGCCGCCCCGCGAUCUGGGCGUUCGUUAUCGCGGAACUGAUCGGCUUCGGCGCGACCUUCGCCAUCACGCAGACGAUCGCGGCCAUCGGGUUCCCUGUCAUUAUCUUGUUGCUGAUCCCCGUGCGCUCGUUCUUGUUUCCUAAGUGGUUCACCGCGGAGGAGCUGGGGGUCCUGGAUGGGCCCGCGGCGAGUCCGUUCACGAUGGAGAGUGUGGGCGGUUCGCAUGGCUUGGACGACUCGUUCGGUUCGGGCGCGUUGGACGUAGAUGAGGGUGAACGGAGGGACUCCAAGACUGGCGGCGGGGAUUUUGGGAUGUUUGAUGGUAACCGGGACGAGAGCUCGUCUGAGUCGAUUGUGGAUGAUGAUUUAGAGAGGGGGGAGGUGUUUGAGAUGCAGCGGUCGGCUGUGAGGAGGCGGAGUACCACGGGGAUGAGAGAUUAAUAGCUGUCUAGGUUCUUGCAGCUGCGGUCUGGGUGUAGAGGCUCUUCUGAUGGAUGGAGACAUGUGCCGCUGAGCUAGCUUGAAGCCUUGUCGAGAGAUUGAAUAUAGGUUGCUUAGGUAUAUAUAUUCACGGUGCUUGGAUAC